Thamnophis elegans (Western terrestrial garter snake) is the source of this 1642-nucleotide messenger RNA. RefSeq names its product 3-hydroxy-3-methylglutaryl-CoA lyase (gene HMGCL). The transcript has 9 exons. Lineage: Eukaryota; Metazoa; Chordata; Lepidosauria; Squamata; Natricidae. The coding region runs from base 16 to 1044 and encodes 342 amino acids. The record is from RefSeq and is a predicted model, not a curated record. Gene Ontology annotation, biological process: ketone body biosynthetic process; L-leucine catabolic process. Gene Ontology annotation, molecular function: hydroxymethylglutaryl-CoA lyase activity.
GAUUUAAUGGUAUAAAUGUGCUUAGGACACUUCUCCAGGUCUACAGCACAAGCUACACCUCUCAGUGAGCAAGAAGCACCAGAGUGCCAAAUGGGGCCUUUACGAAGAGGAAGCUUGAUAGGGCAGCUCAGUUUAUCAGCAGCUGGAACAUUUCCCAAGCAUGUGAAAAUAGUUGAGGUCGGUCCACGGGAUGGUUUGCAGAAUGAAAAGAAUAUUGUUCCCACCCAGGUGAAAAUUGAUUUAAUCAACAUGCUGUCAGAGACGGGUCUCUCCGUUAUAGAAGCCACCAGUUUUGUUUCUCCAAAAUGGGUACCUCAGAUGGCUGACCACACAGAAGUUAUGCAAGGCAUCAGGAAGGUCUCUGGGGUCAGCUACCCCGUUCUCACGCCGAACCUCAAGGGAUUUGAAGCAGCGGUGACAGCCGGAGCCAAGGAGGUGUCAAUCUUCGGGGCAGCCUCCGAGCUUUUCACAAAAAAGAACAUCAACUGUUCCAUAGAGGAGAGCCUGCAAAGGUUUAGCGACGUUCUGCGGGCAUCAAAAGAAGCCAGUAUUCCAGUCCGAGGCUACGUCUCCUGCGUUCUUGGCUGCCCUUAUGAAGGAAAGAUUUCUCCCGCUAAAGUGGCAGAGGUGUCAAAGAAAAUGUACGCGAUGGGGUGCUAUGAGAUUUCCCUUGGCGACACCAUUGGCGUGGGGACCCCAGGCAACAUGAAGGAGAUGCUUUCGGCAGUCAUGAAAGAGGUGCCCGUUGAAGCUCUUGCUGUCCACUGCCACGACACUUACGGACAAGCUCUUGCCAAUACACUAGUCGCACUACAGAUGGGUGUGAAUGUAGUCGAUUCAUCGGUUGCUGGCCUUGGAGGCUGUCCUUAUGCUCAGGGAGCAUCAGGGAAUGUGGCAACAGAAGACAUGGUGUACAUGCUGCAUGGCCUUGGGAUUCAUACAGGUGUGGAUCUAUCAAAGGUCCUUGAAGCAGGCACUUUCAUCUGCAAGAUGCUGAACCGGAAGACCAGUUCAAAAGUCGCACAGGCCACCUGCAAAUUGUGAAGUAGACCAGUGCCUUUCCUGGACUUGCUGGGAUCAAAACUGCAUGACAGUCUGGAAACUGCCUUGUUACCAUUUGUCCCCCCAACUUUAUUUAAGCACUAUCCAAUGACUCGGAAUUAAAAAGACAAGAAGAUGAAACUGCUGGAUUUUACACUAAGAGGAAGAAGACAUUAAAAGACUGUAGAACACCGCAUCUGCCUAUCAAGCAGGUUGGAUGUAUUUGAAGAUGGAUGUUGCAAUUGUUUUAAGGAGAAAAUGUAUUGUUCUUGUCCUUAUUUUUGACUUGGGUCUCUUGUGCCUGAAAUCUGUUUUGUACCUAGGGCCAUUCACACUGCCCAGCACCUCCACUGUCUCUCCAGUGCUGGGCUUUCUAAAGGUUUUAACUGUCAGGGCAAGCUUCCCUUUUCAUAAGCUCUUGGAUCAUUAUGAUCCUUUUUAGAUGCAGUGGUCCUGGGGAAUUCUGGGAGUUGAAGUCCACACAUCUUAAAAGUGGCCAAAGUUGAGAAACACCGGUCUAGUGGUCCUUGUCAAACAUUGAAGCAAGAAAACGUACGCUGGGAUUUCUCUAAAAAUAAAAAUAAAAUAUUUUUACUCUGGG